CCAAUAUCGACAAAAAAUAUAUAUCUGUUAAUAUAAUAUUAUUGGGUAGAUGACUUGUUCAUUUUGAGUUUAUUGUCAAAGAACGUUUUUCCGAAAAGAAAAUGGGUCAAAACCAGUCAGGUGCUGGAGGAAGUGAUAAAAAAGAUGAUAAAGAUAAGAAAAAGAAAUAUGAACCACCAAUACCAACACGGGUAGGUAAAAAGAAGCGACGUACAAAAGGACCUGACACAGCUUUAAAAUUACCGGCUGUAACGCCACAUACAAGAUGUCGAUUGAAGUUGCUCAAAUUAGAACGAAUUAAGGAUUAUUUAUUAAUGGAAGAGGAAUUUAUUAGAAAUCAAGAACGAUUGAAACCACAAGAAGAGAAAAAUGAGGAAGAACGCUCAAAAGUUGAUGACUUAAGAGGUACACCGAUGUCCGUGGGAACACUUGAAGAAAUAAUCGAUGAUAAUCAUGCGAUUGUAUCGACAUCGGUUGGAAGCGAACAUUAUGUAAGCAUUCUAUCGUUUGUGGAUAAAGAUCAAUUGGAACCGGGUUGUUCUGUACUAUUAAAUCAUAAAGUACAUGCUGUUGUGGGAGUUUUAGGAGAUGACACUGAUCCAAUGGUUACUGUUAUGAAAUUGGAAAAAGCUCCACAAGAAACGUACGCCGAUAUUGGUGGACUCGAUACACAAAUUCAAGAAAUUAAGGAAUCCGUAGAGUUACCAUUAACUCAUCCAGAAUAUUACGAAGAAAUGGGUAUUAAACCACCUAAAGGUGUCAUUCUAUAUGGACCACCAGGAACUGGAAAAACUUUACUUGCAAAAGCUGUUGCCAAUCAAACUUCUGCCACAUUUUUACGUGUUGUUGGCUCAGAAUUAAUCCAAAAAUAUUUGGGCGAUGGACCAAAAUUAGUGCGAGAAUUAUUCCGUGUUGCGGAAGAACAUGCUCCAUCUAUAGUAUUCAUCGAUGAAAUUGAUGCUGUGGGUACGAAACGUUACGAUUCGAACAGUGGCGGUGAACGUGAAAUUCAACGUACUAUGUUAGAGCUAUUAAAUCAAUUGGAUGGUUUUGAUUCACGGGGUGAUGUUAAAGUUGUAAUGGCUACGAAUCGUAUUGAAACAUUAGAUCCAGCCUUGAUACGACCUGGACGUAUUGAUCGUAAAAUUGAAUUUCCAUUACCUGAUGAGAAGACUAAACGUCGUAUAUUUGGUAUUCAUACAGCUCGAAUGACACUCGCUGAAGAUGUUGUAUUACAAGAUUUAAUUAUGGCUAAAGAUGAUUUAUCUGGUGCUGAUAUUAAGGCAAUUUGUACUGAGGCUGGUUUAAUGGCGUUGCGUGAGCGUAGAAUGAAAGUAACAAAUGAAGAUUUCAAGAAAUCAAAAGAAAGUGUGUUGUAUCGAAAGAAAGAAGGCACUCCUGAAGGAUUAUACUUAUAAAAAAUUUAUUUUUAAAUUAAUAUUUUACAAUUUAUCGUUUGUAUAAAUUGAUGUUUCUAACAUGAAAUUCAAAUAAAUAAAUGCUUUUUUCUAA
Molecule: messenger RNA, 1512 nt
Organism: Chrysoperla carnea
Lineage: Eukaryota; Metazoa; Arthropoda; Insecta; Neuroptera; Chrysopidae
Gene: Rpt2
Product: 26S proteasome regulatory subunit 4
Exons: 6
Coding region: 102-1418 (438 amino acids)
Biological process (GO): proteasome-mediated ubiquitin-dependent protein catabolic process
Cellular component (GO): proteasome regulatory particle, base subcomplex
Molecular function (GO): ATP binding; ATP hydrolysis activity; proteasome-activating activity
Source: RefSeq, a predicted model, not a curated record